AUGGAGCCGAUCACCCGUCGCCAUCUUCGACCCGCUCAUCGCUCGCCAACCACAACCAGGCUGGUCAUCGAUCCUGUCUUCCUCUCCAAGGUCAAGUCCUUGGCUGAGGCCUCCGAUGGCCUCUUCCUUGCACAAUCGGAGGCUGGUGACCCACAGUAUGUACGCUGGCGAGAUGCGAUGGCAGACCCGACGCUGGAGAGCACGAUCUGCUGGGCGAAGAUCAAGAACGCCACCCGAGCUAUCGAGAAGCUCGUGCGGUCCUACGACUUCUGCGUCUACAAGCUCUUAGAUGUGGUACGACAGUCUAUCAUCUUCAAGGACCUCGACCAUCUGUGCGACUGCCUGGACAAGAUUGCCAGGGACCCGGAGAUCGAAGUUGUACGAAUCAAGAACAGGCUGGAUCCAGACUUCGACAGCAAGAUAUCGGGGGGCUACCGAGACAUUGGGAUAAACCUGCGCAUCGUCAGCACCCAGACGAAGAAGGAGGGAGUGGAGGGGCAUAUCUGCGAGCUCCAGCUUCUGCUUGAAGACUUCCACAAGCUCAAAACCCUCGAAGGGCACAAACGGCACGUGCAGUUCCGAAACCUCCGAUGCGAGUGA
Messenger RNA from Guillardia theta CCMP2712, 600 nucleotides. RefSeq lists its product as hypothetical. The record is from RefSeq and is a predicted model, not a curated record. The coding region runs from base 1 to 600 and encodes 199 amino acids. Lineage: Eukaryota; Cryptophyceae; Pyrenomonadales; Geminigeraceae. The transcript has a single exon.